Messenger RNA from Microthlaspi erraticum, 444 nucleotides. NCBI's taxonomy places the organism in Eukaryota, Viridiplantae, Streptophyta, Magnoliopsida, Brassicales, Brassicaceae. The record is from the annotation of a GenBank genome assembly.
AUGGUGGUGGGCAGUCUCCAAUAUUUGUCUCUUACACGUCCGGAUAUCUCGUUUGCCGUCAACAAGUUAUCACAAUUCAUGCACCGACCGACGAAUGAACAUUGGGCUGCAGUGAAACGUGUUCUCCGAUACCUCUUGGGAACCAAAACACAUGGCAUUUUUCUUCACGCCAAGAACACUCCAACUCUACAUGCAUUCACAGAUUCUGAUUGGGCAGGUAACAAAGAUGAUUAUACCUCUACAAGUGCCUACGUUGUCUAUCUUGGAAGUCAUCCUGUGGCAUGGUCGUCUAAAAAGGAAACGGGAGUAGCUCGAUCAUCUACCGAGGCUGAGUAUCGAGCUCUAGCAUCCACCACAUCCGAGAUUUGCUGGACUAUGUCACUUCUCUCUGAACUGGGCAUCACCAGCACCACCACACCUGUCAUUUACUGUGACAAUAUUUAA